Messenger RNA from Cuscuta europaea, 1361 nucleotides. The record is from the annotation of a GenBank genome assembly. Lineage: Eukaryota; Viridiplantae; Streptophyta; Magnoliopsida; Solanales; Convolvulaceae.
AGUGUACCGACUUACCAUAUAGGCACUGCCCCUAGUUCCUUGAAUUGACGAGAAGCCGAGUACUUGAAUCUAAUUUUUCUUCUCGGUCGCUGUUCUUCCAACAAUCCUACUGACAAAUUCGGAAUCACUCCUCCGCGCGGUCGAAGAGGCCACACCCUGCACCUCCGCCAAAUCAAGUCUCUGCCACCAUCACGAACGGUCGCUGGCCACGAUCCCUGUUUCUCUUUCUCUGUUGGUAUUGCAGACCUCGCCGGACUGCCUCUUGUUUUCCGCAGGCUCUUUGCACACGCACAGGCAGUUCAGAAUUAUCUUGCGGUUAUCGGUCUGCCAUCAAGGGUAGGUGAAGUUUGUUUCAUUCACUUCCAAGGAGAGGUCCGGUGCUUUUUUCCCCUUUCUAAUAUCAUUCCGCCACACUUUCUUACCCAUCUCAUCUUAAUCUACGACAACGAAGAAGUUCUUAGACCUCCAUUUCUAAAUCCUUCUAUUUCUUCUUCUCUGAAAUUGUUAAUUCAUAUGUUCGUUAAUUCGUUUGUUAAUUCAUUUUUUGUUGGGAGCGGUAUACUGGAUGCAGAUGAAUAUUGACUUAGACUUCAUUAAGUUUAGUUUUUGGUUUUCAAUUGAAGAAUUGAAACGGGAAUUGAAGAGAUCUGAAGGCUCCAUUGGAAGGAAAUGGUUCUACCGUUGUUGGGAAUCAUCACCAACUUCCUGGCUGGAGUAUCACUCUUUAUGCAAAGGAUUAUGGAUAUGAUAUCACAUGCUCUUUAUGGCCAGCACAAUGUUCAACCCAAUAAUCGGGAUCCAAGGGAAGAUGAUGGAACUCAUGGAAGUGCGUAUCAUGGAACUCAUGGAAGUCCGACGUCCACCACUACUACUGCGGAGCAAGAGCAAGAGUCAGGGGCUACUUCGCAGCCACCAACGGUGUCGAUACUAGACAAUGAUGCAGAUUCAGAUUUUUAUGAUGUAGAAGAUGUGGAGGAAAAUGAUGAACAUCUCUAUAAUAUACCGGCUCAUGCGGAAACGCCUAUGCAGCGCAAGAUUGGCCAUUUUCUGCGUCUGUUAUUUGUUGCAUUUGGAGUUGCUUUUAAUCUCUUUUUAAUAACUUUUAUUACUCACCCACGUGAAAGUUUUCCUUCCGCAAGCAUAAUCAUAGGACAUAUGGUUUUUGCGAAUGUAGUCGGAGGGGCAAUUCUGGUUUUACUAUGGCUCGAUCAUAGCUAGUACGUAGUAGUGUAGUACUUAGAGAAGGUCAGCCAUAUGUAAUAUACUAGAGAAGUAGAGAGUAUAUUACCUUGUAAUUAUUAUGAACUAGUCCUUGAUUAUAAAUCUAAUCAUAUUACGUAUUAAUUACAUCCUUUUAAACC